CGUGAUGGUGGAGGAACUUCAUCGAUCUCAUGUCCUAUGCUUACAACAACCAAUUAUACAGUAUGGGCCAUGAAGAUGAUGAUUACUCUCAAAGUUCACAAGGUGUGGGAGAUCGUAGAAGCAGAAGCCAAGAACAAAGAGAAGAAUAAUAUGGCUAUCGCCUUGCUGUUCCAAUCAAUUCCCGAAACACUUGUUUUACAAGUUGGUGCACUCGACUCAGCAAAGAAGAUAUGGGAUUCAAUCAAAACUAGAUAUGUUGGUGCUGAUCGAGUCAAAGAGGCUAGGUUACAAACCUUGAUGUCUGACUUUGUACGCCUCAAGAUGAAGGACAACGAGAAGGUUGAUGAUCUUGCUAGUCGACUAGCUGAAAUCUCCUCCAAAUCUGCUUCCUUGGGUACAACCAUUGAAGAGCCCAAAUUGGUCAAGAAAUUUCUCAAGUGUCUUCCUCGGAGAAAAUACAUUCAUAUAGUUGCAACACUAGAACAAGUGUUAGACCUUAACACUACAAGUCUUGAGGACAUUAUUGGUAGAAUAAAGGCGUAUGAAGAACGUAUUUUUGAGGAAGAAGAGAAUCAAGAGGACCAAGGCAAGUUGAUGUGGAACAGAGGACGAGGGCGUGGUGGACGCUAUAAUGGGGUCAGAGACACUUCGAAAGUAACGUGUUACCGCUGCGACAAGCUUGGUCAUUAUGCAUCAAGCUGUCCCGAUCGUCUCCUUAAGUUGCAAGAAACACAAGAGGAUGAGACCAACAACACGGAAGAAGCAGAUCAACUUAUGGUUCACGAGGUUGUAUACUUGAAUGAGAAAAAUUGCUUACCCAGCAAUUAUGACACAACCAUGAACAAUGAGUAUAUUUGGUACCUCGACAACGGAGCAAGCAAUCACAUGACGGGUGAUAGGAGAUAUUUUACUAAACUUGACAAUAUGAUUGCAGGAAAAGUACGUUUUGGAGAUGAUUCACGCAUUGAUAUCAAAGGAAAGGGUUCGAUUGCUUUCAUUGACAUGAAUGGAGAACCGAGGACAAUGCCAAACGUUUACUACAUCUCGGACUUAAGAAGCAACAUCAUCAGCUUAGGACAAGCCACAUAA
Molecule: messenger RNA, 1089 nt
Organism: Capsella rubella
Lineage: Eukaryota; Viridiplantae; Streptophyta; Magnoliopsida; Brassicales; Brassicaceae
Exons: 3
Coding region: 37-1089 (350 amino acids)
Molecular function (GO): nucleic acid binding; zinc ion binding
Source: RefSeq, a predicted model, not a curated record